GGUGGUAUUUGGGGAACAAUUUACCAGAUUGGGUGCUUCUUUUGCGAAUGGAUAGAUGUCGCGACGCGCCAACACCUGAUUUUGACAUUUGACAACCGAAAGGUUGGGGGCCUCAGAAAACAAAUAAUUAAUUAAUAAUUUCGAUCGAUUGAAAACUGUGACCCGAUGCCACUAGUGACCCUUGUCCUCUCCACAUAUAUGCUAAUCUCACAUCCUAAUUUGAAACAGGAUUUGGUGUUACCGUUCGUUGUGGUUUCACCGUUAAAAUCUUCAAUUAAUAAUUAAUGGGAUACGCUCCAAUUAUAGCGCACAAAAGAGCCGUUGCUUCUUUGAAAAUUGACAAAAUUUGAAGUUUGAACGAAAAAUUGUAAUUCCCCAGUCUCGUAAUUACCCAAUACCUGUCCUGAGUCAGCCCGUUGGACCCACUCAACUUAUCUCCUUCGCGUGUUCGUCGGAAAUAGAGAAAGUCAUGUCCGAGAAAGUCGCUUAGUUAGAGCUAAACAGCACAAGCGUCAACAUUUUUUAAUGUUUUUAAUCCAUGUUUUUGUUAAUUGGCUGUGGGAUAAUCAUCAUCGUCACAAUUGUGGCGAUAUGGCGCUCAAAAAAGCCCCUAAAAACGAUCUUAGCUGAGGCAAAAUACGAGCUACUGUAUAAUGCAGUGGGAUCCAGGGCCAUCCUCGAGGAUGUGUUCAUGCGGAGUAAAAACAAGACGGAUUUGCCGAUUUUGUCCGGGAAAGUGGCCGUAAUAACAGGGGGUGCCAGAGGAAUAGGGGCCGAGGUCGUAAAAAUGCUACUUCGGUGUGACAUUCACGUUAUCAUCGGUUGCAGGAAUACUCAAGCGGGGGAACAAGUGUUACAAAAGUGCAGGGACAGCGGGGUGACUACGGGGGACGUCACCGUUUACAAACUGGACAUAAGUGUGUUAGAUUCUGUUAAAAGUUUUGCCAAAGUUGUGGCCGAAAAACACCCAAAAAUUAAUUAUUUAAUUAACAAUGCGGGGAUAAUGUUUGGUCCGUAUAUUGAGAGUCGAGAUGGUUACGAGUCGCAGUUUUCCACAAAUUACUUGGGUCACUUUCUUUUGACCCAUUUGUUGCUCCCGCAACUGUGCGCUGCAGGAACCCAAAAUUUGAAAUCGCGAAUAGUCAACGUAUCGUCAUGUGCCCAUCUAGUUGGAGAAAUCAAAUUUGAAGAUAUUAACAAUCGGCAUCAGUACAUUUCCGGCGAAGCAUACGCGCAAUCAAAGCUGGCACAAGUGCUCUUUACUAAUUAUUUGGAAAGUGUCUGCAAGAAGGAGAAUAUGCCGGUGCAGCUACACUCCGUCCAUCCCGGCAUAGUGAACACAGAGCUGUUUGAUGGCACACAUUUGAAGAAUUUAGCCCCUUGGGUGCCGUCUUUGAUGUUUAAGACACCCGAACAAGGCGCAAUUCCAAUCGUCCACGCCUGUCUCUCCCCGCACUUGGAGGGCAAAGGCGGGACUUACAUCCACAAUUGUCGGAUUUUUUCGACGAGCGAGAACGCCAAAAGCGAGGACUUACAAGAGAAACUCUUCAACUUCACCAAAGAUUUGCUCAAAAUCGAGGACUUCGGGCAGCCGCACAACAACAAUAAUUAAAGACUUGAAAAGUGUAUAGUUUUAUUGUGUUAAUGAUUUUGUUGCUUUUACAUGAUUAUUCUUUGGCUUAUUACUAAAAACAUGUAAAUAAAUAAUCUCUUACGAA
This is a messenger RNA of Tribolium castaneum (red flour beetle), 1718 nucleotides long. RefSeq names its product retinol dehydrogenase 12. Bases 539 to 1612 code for a protein of 357 amino acids. The transcript has 5 exons. The record is from RefSeq and is a predicted model, not a curated record. Lineage: Eukaryota; Metazoa; Arthropoda; Insecta; Coleoptera; Tenebrionidae.